This is a messenger RNA of Salvelinus fontinalis (brook trout), 6109 nucleotides long. It is a transcript of the gene katnal1, whose product is annotated as katanin p60 subunit A-like 1. The record is from RefSeq and is a predicted model, not a curated record. Gene Ontology annotation, biological process: microtubule severing. Gene Ontology annotation, cellular component: microtubule cytoskeleton. Bases 145 to 1620 code for a protein of 491 amino acids. The transcript is spliced from 11 exons. Gene Ontology annotation, molecular function: microtubule severing ATPase activity; ATP hydrolysis activity; ATP binding. Lineage: Eukaryota; Metazoa; Chordata; Actinopteri; Salmoniformes; Salmonidae.
CCCCCAUAUGAUCGUCAUUCUCCACACGGCGUCUCUCCGCGGCCAUGGUAACAGCACCGUCUAACGGACUACUGCAGACAACAACAGAAACAAGUGCUUCUCUUUGAGACGGUUCCAGCACAGAGACAUUGUCCUCCAUUUACGAUGAACCUGGCAGAGAUCUGUGACAACGCUAAGAAGGGCAGAGAGUAUGCUCUGCUGGGAAACUAUGACUCCUCUAUGGUCUACUACCAGGGAGUGAUCCAGCAGAUACAUAAACACGGCCAAGCCCUCAGAGACCCUGCACUCAAAGUCAAGUGGCAACAGGUGAGACAGGAGUUGUUGGAGGAGUAUGAGCAGGUGAAAGGCAUUGUGGGUACUCUGGAGAGUUUUAAGGUGGACAAGCCAGCUGACUUCCCCGUCCCUCAGUCUGAGGAGGGGCCCAGAGACCCUGCAGUGUGGCCCCCACCCACCCCUGCAGAGCACAGGGCCCCUACUGCAGUGAAGCGUCCUAACAGUGGGGUGAAACCCCAGCAGAGGAAGGACUCUCCAGGUAUGCAGCCCAGAGGGGCUCCGGGAGGGAGGGGCCAGACCAACCCUAAAACAGACCGCCCCGCCCCCAGGGACGCCCCCCGAGGCACCAAGGUCAGAGACGACAAGGGUAAAAAGGCUGUAGCAGAGGGAGCAGGGGAUGGAGAGCUGAAGAAGUUUGAUGGUUCGGGGUACGACAGUGACUUAGUGGAGGCACUGGAGAGAGACAUCGUCUCCCGCAACCCCAACAUACACUGGGGGGACAUUGCUGACCUGGAGGAUGCUAAGAAGCUGUUGAGAGAAGCGGUGGUUCUGCCCAUGUGGAUGCCAGACUUCUUCAAGGGUAUACGCCGACCCUGGAAGGGUGUGUUGAUGGUGGGCCCACCAGGGACAGGGAAGACCAUGCUGGCUAAAGCCGUGGCUACAGAGUGUGGCACCACCUUCUUCAACGUGUCCUCCUCCACACUCACCUCCAAAUACAGAGGAGAGUCUGAGAAACUGGUUCGCCUGCUCUUUGAGAUGGCGAGGUUCUAUGCCCCGACCACCAUCUUCAUAGAUGAGAUAGACUCCAUUUGUGGGAGUCGAGGGAAGUCGGACGAACACGAAGCCAGCCGCAGAGUCAAGUCAGAAAUACUGGUACAGAUGGACGGUGUGGGGGGAGCUUCAGAGAAUGACGAUCCCUCUAAGAUGGUGAUGGUUCUGGCUGCUACUAACUUCCCCUGGGACAUCGACGAGGCACUACGGAGACGACUGGAGAAGAGAAUCUACAUCCCGCUGCCUACAGCUGUGGGUCGUGCUGAACUGCUGGGGAUCAGUCUAAAGGAGGUGGAUGUGGCUGAUGAUGUGGACCUGGCUCUCAUCGCUGACAAGAUAGACGGAUACUCUGGAGCUGACAUCACCAACGUCUGCAGAGAUGCAUCUAUGAUGGCUAUGCGUCGGCGUAUCCAGGGCCUCUCUCCAGAGGAGAUCAGAGCUCUGUCUAAAGAAGAGCUUCAGAUGCCUGUCACCAUGGACGACUUCACAAUCACCUUGAAGAAGAUCUCCAAGUCUGUCUCCGCUGCCGACUUGGAGAAGUACCAGGCCUGGAUGGACGAGUUUGGAUCUGUCUAGAGAGAGGACACAGCACCAGGAGUGGAAGAAAGGACUGUAAGAGCAGAGGGGGAGAGGACCAGUGGGGAUUGGAGUGGGAUUGGAGGGGGAGAGGACCAGUGGGAUUGGAGUGGAUUAGCAGAGUGGGAGAGGACCAGUGGGAUUGGAGUGGAAGAGCAGAGUGGGAGAGGACCAGUGGGGAUUGGAGUGGAUUAGCAGAGUGGGAGAGGACCAGUGGGAUUGGAGUGGGAGAGGACCAGUGGGAUUGGAGUGGAUUAGCAGAGUGGGAGAGGACCAGUGGGAUUGGAGUGGAAGAGCAGAGUGGGAGAGGACCCGUGGGGAUUGGAGUGGGAGAAGACCAGGAGAAAGAGACAUGUAUGUGAAGUGUAGAGGAUCUAGAGGAGGUUGUGACUGGUGGAGAACUAGAGGCCAAGAGUGUGAGCCAAGAGGAUUGAAGUGUGUAAAGCGGAGACGAAUGGACUAGAGUGUUUGGCUGAGAUUUAAAGGGUACAUCUCAAUAGUCUAAAGUUGCUUCCUCUCUUCGUCCCCUUGUCUUCAUCUCCUUGGCUCUUCAUCUCCUUGUCUUCCUCUGUAUCUGUUGGUCCAUCCCUCCCUCCACUCACUACGCCUCUAUGUGUCUGUGGAGAUGGAGUCUGUCACUGCAUCUAAAAUGAUACCCUAUACCCUAUAUAGUGCACUAAGGGUCUGGUCAAAAGUAGGGCACUAUAUAGGGAAUAGGGUGCCAUUUUGGAUGCAGUCUGUGAAACCCUUCGCAGACACCUUGGACUGAUACUUGAAUGGACACCUACAGACACUAACUACCACACACAUUCACCAGGAGAUGAAAUGUACCUGAACAGGUUGGGUUGAAUGGUUCAGCUGUUCGUUUGACCACCCAGCUAUCACAGUGUCUGGAAAUGUAGAUAAUACACUGAACAAAAAUCUAAACGCAACACGCCACCAUUUCUACGAUUUUACAGAGUUACAGUUCAUAUAAGGAAAUCAGUCAAUUUAAAUAAAUUCAUUAAGCCCUAGUACAUGGAUUUCACAUGACUGGGAAUACAGAUAGGUAUCAUAUCUUUUUUUUUUUUUAAAGUAGGGCCGUGGAUCAGAACCAGUCAGUAUCUGGUAUAACCACCAUUUGCCUCAGGCAGCGCGACACAUCUCCUUUGCAUAGAGUUGAUCAGGCUGUUGGUUGUGGCCUGUUGAAUGUUGUCCCACUCCUCUUCAAUGGCUGUGCGAAGUCGCUGGAUAUUAGCUGCACUUGGAACACGCGGUCGUACAUGUCGAUCCAGAGCAUUCCAAACAUGCUCAAUGGGUGAGAUGUCUGAGAAUGCAGGCUACGGAAGAACUGGGACAUUUUCAUCCUCCAGAAAUUGUAUACAGAUCAUGCUGAAACAUGAGGUGAUGGCGGUGGAUGAAUGGCACAACAAUGAGCCUCAGGAUCUCAUCAUGUACACUACCGUUCAAAAGUUUGGGGUCACUUAGAAAUGUCCUUGUUUUUAAAAGAAAAGCAAAAUAAUUUGUCCAUUUAAAAUAAUAUAAAAUUGAUCAGAAAUACAGUGUUGACAUUGUUAAUGUUGUAAUUGACUAUUGUAGCUGGAAACGGCAGAUGUUUUAUGGAAUAUCUACAUAGGUGUAAAGAGGCCCAUUAUCAGCAACCAUCACUCCUAUGUUCCAAUGGCACGUUGUGUUAGCGAAUCCAAGUUUAUCAGUUUAAAAGGCUAAUUGAUCAUUAGAAAACCCUUGUGCAAUUAUGUUAGCACAGCUGAAAACUGUUGUUCUGAUUAAAGAAGCAAUAAAACUGGCCUUUAGACUAGUUGAGUAUCUGGAGCAUCAGCAUUUGUGUGUUCGAUUACAGGCUCAAAAUGGCCAGAAACAAAUAACUUUCUUUUGAAACUCGUAAAAUGAUAAACGUGGAUUAACUAACACAACGUGCCAUUGGAACACAUGGGCCUCUUUACGCCUAUGUAGAUAUUCCAUAAAAAAUCUGCCGUUUCCAGCUACAAUAGUCAUUUACAACAUUAACAAUGUCUACACUGUAUUUCUGAUCAAUUUGAUCUUAUUUUAAUGGACCAAAAAAAUUGCUUUUCUUUCAAAAACAAGGACAUAUUUAAGUGACCCCAAACAGUUGAACGGUAGUUUAACUCUGUGCAUUCAAAUUGCCAUCGAUAAAAUGCAAUUGUGUUUGUUGUCCGUAUCUUACGCCUGCCCAUACCAUAACCCCACCGCCACCAUGGGUCACUCUGUUCACAUCGUUGACAUCAGCAAACCGCUCACCCACACAACGCCAUACAUGUGGUCUGCGGUUGUGAGACCGUUUGGAUGUACUGCCAAAAUCUCUCAAAUUACGUUGGAGGCAGCUUAUGGUAAAGAAAUGAACAUUCAAUUAUCUAGCAACAGCUCUGGUGGACAUUCCUGCAGUAAGCAUGCCAAUUUCACGCUCCCUCAAAAUCUGUGGCAUUGUGUUGUUACAAAACUGCACAUUUUAGAGUGGCCUUUUAUUGUUCCCAGCACAAGGUGCACCUGUGUAAUGAUCAUGCUCUUAAAUCAGCUUCUUGAUAUGCCACACCUGUCAGGUGGAUGGAUUAUCUUGGCAAAGGAGAAAUGCUCAUUAACAGGGAUGAAACAAAGAGAGAGAAUAAGCUUUUCGUGAUUAUGGAAAAUUUGGGGGAUUUUUUAUUUCAGCUCAUGAAACAUGGGACCAACACUUUACAUGUUGUGUUUAUAUUUUUGUUCAGUGUAGUUAGUUUAGCUACUGUAACUAGUAUACUAGUUAGUUUAGCUACUGUAACUAGUAUACUAGUUAGUUUAGCUACUGUAACUAGUAUACUAGUUAGUUUAGCUACUGUAACUAGUAUACUAGUUAGUUAGUGUAGCUACUGUAACAAGUAUACUUGUUAGUUUAGCUACUGUAACUAGUAUACUAGUUAGUUAGUGUAGCUACUGUAACAAGUAUACUUGUUAGUUUAGCUACUGUGACUAGUAUACUAGUUAGUUAGUGUAGCUACUGUAAUGAGUAUACUUGUUAGUUUAUCUACUGUGACUAGUAUACUUGUUAGUUUAUCUACUGUAAUGAGUAUACUUGUUAGUUUAUCUACUGUGACUAGUAUACUUGUUAGUUUAGCUACUGUGACAAGUAUACUUGUUAGUUUAUCUACUGUGACAAGUAUACUUGUUAGUUUAGCUACUGUAACUAGUAUACUAGUUAGUUAGUGUAGCUACUGUAAUGAGUAUACUUGUUAGUUUAUCUACUGUGACUAGUAUACUUGUUAGUUUAGCUACUGUAACUAGUAUACUUGUUAGUUUAGCUACUGUAACAAGUAUACUUGUUAGUUUAGCUACUGUAACAAGUAUACUUGUUAGUUUAGCUACUGUAACUAGUAUACUAGUUAGUUAGUGUAGCUACUGUAAUGAGUAUACUUGUUAGUUUAGCUACUGUAACUAGUAUACUAGUUAGUUAGUGUAGCUACUGUAAUGAGUAUACUUGUUAGUUUAUCUACUGUGACUAGUAUACUUGUUAGUUUAGCUACUGUAAAUAGUAUACUAGUUAGUUUAGCUACUGUAACGAGUAUACUAGUUAGUUUAGCUACUGUGACUAGUAUACUAGUUAGUUUAGCUACUGUGACUAGUAUACUAGUUAGUUUAGCUACUGUGACUAGUAUACUAGUUAGUUUAGCUACUGUGACUAGUAUACUAGUUAGUUUAGCUACUGUGACUAGUAUACUAGUUAGCUUAGCUACUGUGACUAGUAUACUAGUUAGUUUAGCUACUGUGACUAGUAUACUAGUUAGUUUAGCUACUGUGACUAGUAUACUAGUUAGUUUAGCUACUGUGACUAGUAUACUAGUUAAUCAUCACUGAUGAACACUACUCACACAGAUGUUUAUUAUUGAUCACUAAACUGUUGGAUGUUAUGUGUUUUUAUAACCCAGUACCACAGAAAGAGUCAGUGUAGUAGUGUGUUGGCGAAUGUGUGUGUCAUAUUUCAUCUGGAGACACACUAACUAACCCUUCUUCAACUUAAGAGGCUCUACGUCUGGGGCGGUACUGAUUUUUAGUUUUUUUUUAAACUUCAUCUCAUUCCUUUAUUUAGUAAUGUCAUUUUAAUUUAUAUGAAUUGUACGAACGUUAUGAUUCACAUUCCUGAAUGUUUUAAGUGAAAAAGGAAAAUGCAAUCUUGUCAUUGUGUUUUUAUUGCCUGAAGUUUUGGAACACUGGAGAAGGAACAGCUGAAGUAUGUCUGAGUCCAAAAUGGGACCCUAAUGCCUAUGUACUGCGCUACGUAUGACCGGUUCCCAUCCCACAGGGACAACAAGUAGUGCACUGUAUAGGGAAUACAGCCAUUUAGGACAGAGUCAAAUGGGUUUGUCAAGUAGGCCUAAGACCAAGUCUAGUACAGCACAGGUACAGAGUUGUGAAUUAGAGGAGCCAGGUCACCUCACUGUUUGGUGUUUUCACAUGUCAUUUGUCAUUGAUCAAAAUGAGAAUAUUAAAGUGUUGACAGAUA